This is a messenger RNA of Paracoccidioides brasiliensis Pb18, 405 nucleotides long. RefSeq lists its product as uncharacterized. The transcript has 3 exons. The record is from RefSeq and is a predicted model, not a curated record. Bases 1 to 405 code for a protein of 134 amino acids.
AUGGCAGCACGGUCUUGCAACCUCCCUACGACCAGGCCACUGCCAAACCAUUGGUUCGCAUCCGGCGGAACAAAAGAGGAAAUAUCUCGUUGCGGUGCGUUCUCCUCUAGGAAAAGACAAUACGAGGAUGCGACAGAUCACUUUUCCUCCACCCAGUUUGAAAAGAACAUGGUUUGCAACUACAUGGAGGAUGAGCUGAUUCUCCCACCUACUUACCCGGCCAAGGUGUUUAGGAGUGGUUUGCCCAGUACGAAUAGUAGAGAGUAUGGUCAUAAACUUGAGCCUCACGGUCUUUCCCGUUCCCCUUGCUGUCAAAAGGUGGAGGUGGCGAUUAUCCUCAUGCACCUCUCGCGCCAAUCAAAUGCAGUGCCUAGCCAGUGUUCUGUGUCCGGUGUCCCACAGUAG